AUGCCACCAGUUCAACAAUAUCAAUAUGUUGGUCAUCAACCUUCAAAUUGGGAUAAAUUUAAAAUGGGUGCUUUAAUGGGAAGUACAGUUGGUGUUUGUGUUGGUGUUUUAUUUGGUGGGUUUUCAAUUUUACAACAUGGUGCUGGUCCAAAUGGGGUAAUGAGAACUUUGGGACAAUAUAUAAUGGGUUCAGUUGGUACCUUUGGUUUAUUUAUGAGUAUUGGAUCUGUUAUAAGAUCUGAAUCUUAUCAAAACUAUGAAAAAUCAAUGUUGAUACAACAAAGAGCUAGAUUGAGAGCCAUCUACAGAAAUGAAUAA
Molecule: messenger RNA, 318 nt
Organism: Insectozyma verbasci
Lineage: Eukaryota; Fungi; Ascomycota; Pichiomycetes; Serinales; Debaryomycetaceae
Source: the annotation of a GenBank genome assembly